Setaria italica (foxtail millet) is the source of this 705-nucleotide messenger RNA. RefSeq lists its product as uncharacterized. The transcript has a single exon. The coding region runs from base 82 to 444 and encodes 120 amino acids. Lineage: Eukaryota; Viridiplantae; Streptophyta; Magnoliopsida; Poales; Poaceae. The record is from RefSeq and is a predicted model, not a curated record. Gene Ontology annotation, cellular component: chloroplast.
GGGCCAGAUACAAGAGCCUGAAACGCCACAAGAACUCUUGGUCCCCGUCCACGCACGCAGUACGCAGAGACACACACACACAUGGCGUCAUCAGUAAGCUUCGGCACGGUCGCGCCGGCAGUGGCAUCGCCGGCCGGCGGCAGGAGUACUCUGGGCCGCCGCGCGGCGCGCCCGUCCACCGCGCGCACCAUCCCCGCCGCGACGAAGAUGGUGGCGGCGGCGAAGCAGGAGCAGAAAGGCCUGUUCGACGCCAUCUUCGGCGCGCUGUACAAGGAGGAGCAGCUGCUGGAGACGGACCCCAUCCUCAACAAGGUCGAGGGCAAGGCCCCCGCCGCCGCGCCGGCGUCGAAGACAGCCGCCGGCAAGGCGGCGGCGGCGGCCGAGCAGAGCGGCGGCAAUGGCGGGUUCCUCGGCGGGCUCUUCAACAACUCCAAGAAAGGGUGAACGUUCUUGUCGGAGCCCAUGGAUUGGAAGGCUCGCGAACACAGGAGUUCUUGCUCGUGAAGUAUAUCUCGUCGAUCAAAUCUUGUUCAGCCGCCUCCAUUGUAAAGCGCUUAUUUUACCAUUGUUUCAGAGGAGCCAUAUCUCUAGGCAUCCCAUUGAUCAUCUCCAGUGCAACUAUCUUCUUGCUCCUGUAGUCCUGUGUCACAGUAUAUUAUUGUAAAAAAGCAACAUCAGAGCACCUGAGGAGGGGUUUUUUUUCAA